GCGGCCAUUUCCUGUUUCUCUGCAGUUUUCCCCAGCUUUGGGUGGUGGCCGCUGCUGGGCUUCGGCUUCCCGUUGGAGGAGGGCGAGGCGGCGUGGACAGCGGCCCCGGCACCCCACGCCCCGCCGCCUGCAGCCGCGCGCCCGCCCGCCCGCCGCGCCUCGAGCCCGCCGCUUCCCUCCUCAGCCCCCGGCCGCCGCUGCCGCGGCCCCCCGAGCGGCCCAGAUGCAGGCCAUCAAGUGUGUGGUGGUGGGAGACGGAGCUGUAGGUAAAACUUGCCUGCUGAUCAGUUAUACUACCAAUGCAUUUCCCGGAGAAUAUAUCCCCACUGUCUUUGACAACUAUUCUGCCAAUGUUAUGGUAGAUGGAAAACCGGUGAAUCUGGGCUUAUGGGAUACUGCUGGACAAGAAGAUUAUGACAGAUUACGUCCCCUCUCCUAUCCGCAGACAGUUGGAGAAACGUACGGUAAGGAUAUAACCUCCAGGGGCAAAGACAAGCCGAUUGCCGACGUCUUCUUAAUUUGCUUCUCUCUUGUGAGUCCUGCGUCAUUUGAGAAUGUUCGUGCAAAGUGGUACCCUGAAGUUCGACACCAUUGUCCCAACACUCCCAUCAUCCUGGUGGGGACCAAGCUUGAUCUUAGGGAUGAUAAAGACACGAUUGAGAAACUGAAGGAGAAGAAGCUGACACCCAUCACCUACCCGCAGGGUUUAGCCAUGGCCAAGGAGAUCGGUGCUGUAAAAUACCUGGAGUGCUCAGCUCUCACACAGCGAGGCCUCAAGACAGUGUUCGAUGAAGCUAUCCGAGCCGUUCUCUGCCCGCCGCCCGUCAAGAAGAGGAAGAGAAAAUGCCUGCUGUUGUAAAUGUCUGGGCCUCGCCCCGUGCCCUGGCCCUGCGAACCUUUGUAUGCUUUGCUCAAAAAACGAUGGAGCCUUCGCACUCAAUGCCAAGUUUUUGUUACAAAUUAGCUUUUCCAUAAAACCAUUUUGAACCAAUCAGUAAUUUUUAGGUUUUAUUUAAAUAAGUGUAAGGAUUCAAACUUUCACAUUCUAUUAAAAUUUAGCCCUAAAAUGACAAGCUUUCUUAAAGCCUUAUUUUUCAAAAGCCCCUAUUUUUGCUCAGAUAAAGAGUUGCCAAAAUUCCUUGUGAACUAAGUUGCAUUGUUGUGCUAAGAACACUAAGCACUAAACUGUUCAAAGGCCUUUGUCUUGGAGAAGACUAGCUUCUGAAGUUAGGGAAGGCAGGCACUUGCUAAUGAGUCUCACACGCAGCAGCCUCCUUUACGAAAUGUUGCCAUUCAUAAUUUAUCAACCCACGCUCCUUACCUAACAUUGUACUGUAUAUCAACUCAACUCUUCGGAUUGAUCUUUAUUUCGUAGUGAGAUUUUUAAAAAUUAGUAUAUUAGCUUUUGCUGGAUCGUGAGCAGACCCUUCCUCACGUGUUCCUCUGAUGAAGUAUUCUGCUCUCACGGGCACACUGGGGUGGAGUGUAGGGAACACUUGAUGUGAUCAAAGGAUGAAGACAGUAUUUGACAAAAUAUGAAGUGGAGAUUAAUUUACACUACAUUGUACGCGUAACAAACUGAAUAAGUGUCUUGGGUAAGAUUUGAAAAAGGUUAGUUUCUGUCAAAUGCAGUUGAUGGUGAAAGUUGGUAUUAAUCAGUAAGUGUUUUCUUAAGAUUUUACUUUUUCUUUAAACUUGUAAUCCCUCCCACAAUUGGGCAUUUAAUUCAUCUUGGAACUGGUCAUUCCCAUAGUUGCUAACUUAGUGCUUUUCUUAUAGACCCCUUCUCAAUGAGCAAUAUGCCUCCUUGUAUAAAAUCUUUCUUGAUAAUGCAUUAGUUUUUCUGUAGGUUAGUCAAAGUGCAUUCCUGUUUUCACGUUCUUUUAUUCAAAGCUAGUAAGUGCUUUCCUUAGUUUUCUAGAAACUAGAUGUAAAAAUCACGUGUUGCAUCUCUACAGUUUUUUAAGUAUUUUAGAUAUUCUUAAACUACGAGCCUUCUUACCACCACUGUCUUGCCAGACCCCAGCACUGUACCUUGGCCGCGGCUGGCCCCUCCGCCUCCCUGUGUGGACACGCUUCCUGUUGCUCUGCCUAACCAUGUUCCUUUGGGUGGGAGGUUGUGACCUUGUGCUUGUGCUAACGACGUUCUGUAUAGCUUACCCACUGGCAAGAACACAAAUUGGACCUUUCAACCACUAGAACAACAUUUUUUAAAUUGACAUUUGCAGACUUGUGGAGUGUUUUUACAUUGAUCUUUGCUAAUGCGGUUAGCAGUAUGUUUGCAUGUAUGACUUAAUAAAUCCUUGAAUCCUA
This is a messenger RNA of Myotis myotis, 2313 nucleotides long. RefSeq names its product Rac family small GTPase 1 (gene RAC1). NCBI's taxonomy places the organism in Eukaryota, Metazoa, Chordata, Mammalia, Chiroptera, Vespertilionidae. The transcript has 7 exons. The record is from RefSeq and is a predicted model, not a curated record. Gene Ontology annotation, molecular function: protein kinase binding; GTP binding; GTPase activity. Gene Ontology annotation, cellular component: cytoplasmic vesicle; plasma membrane; cell cortex. Gene Ontology annotation, biological process: small GTPase-mediated signal transduction; establishment or maintenance of cell polarity; regulation of cell shape. The coding region runs from base 224 to 859 and encodes 211 amino acids.